Molecule: messenger RNA, 3546 nt
Organism: Gigantopelta aegis
Lineage: Eukaryota; Metazoa; Mollusca; Gastropoda; Neomphalida; Peltospiridae
Product: serine/threonine-protein kinase TNNI3K-like
Exons: 23
Coding region: 172-2700 (842 amino acids)
Biological process (GO): protein phosphorylation
Molecular function (GO): protein binding; protein kinase activity; ATP binding
Source: RefSeq, a predicted model, not a curated record
AUGUCGGCGCCCAUAGUUUUUACUAAAAAGUGACAAAGGUCACAUAAAAGCACUAUUUCAACUACUGUAGGUAUCAGUACCCGGUAGUUGUGAUGUGAAGUACAGAGUUGCUGCAACUUUACAAUGUUAAGAACAAGUGCUCAUAUUGAAUAACUAACUGUUUCAGCAGUUAUGGGCAAUUACAAGUCUCGUCCAACAAUUUCGUGUUCUGAUGAAUUGAAAAAGAAGAUUAGUGAAAGCUAUGCUCUCUUUCGAUCAAAGGCUAUUGAGGACUUACGUCCCAAGGAUUCUGAUUGGUCAGAUAUACAGCUUGCAUGCAGCCAUGGAGACCUAACUCGAGUCCAGGACCUGCUAUCUGACAGUAACAUCCAUGACAAGACGGACACAGGUUUAACACUGCUUCACAUCUGCUGUAUAUCAGGAGCUGGACCUGCCUUGGUAAAACUAUUGGUAGACAAUGGAGCAAAGACAUCUCUUUUAUCAAAGAACCAGUUCUCGCCUCUUCAUUUAGCCACAUACAAGGGAGAUGUUGAAAUUGUGGAAGCUUUGGUAGAAGGUCAUGCCGACAUAAAUCAGAUAGGAAACAGUGAUGUGACUCCGCUCCACAUCACCGCUAUGUGUGGCUAUUACGAGAUUGGUAAAAUAAUAUUGGACCACGGAGCUGCUGUUGAGUUGGAAGAUGCUGUCCGGUUUAGUCCACUACACAUUGCAUGCUACUUCGGUCAUGAAAAGAUGGUUGAGCUGUUGAUAUCCCAUGGAGCUGACAUCAGCGUGAGUGGAGGGGUGGGAGACCGGCCAAUACAUCUUGCAUCUGCCAAGGGUUAUCUUAAGAUCACACAGCUGCUGGUGGAGGGAACAUCACAGCAGAAAGCUGAUGUUAACAUACAAGACGAUGAGGAACACCACCCCAUCCACUUCUGCUGCAAGUCAGGUCAUCUGUUGGUUCUACAUUAUCUGUUAGACCACAGGGCUGACCCACACGUCACCAACAUUUAUGAGGACACACCCCUUCACCUAGCUUGUUACCAUGCCAAAUUUGAAGUUGCCAAGCAGUUAAUCACAGCAUGUGGGCCAGACAGUUUGUCAAAAGAAAACAUUUUCAGUGAAACUCCACUACACAGUGCCUGCACGAAUGGGAGAAGUCUGGAAUUGGUGAAGUAUCUACUGGAACAGCCAACUGUCAAUAUUAACUACCAGGGAAAUGAUGGCCAUACUGCUCUUCAUAGUGCCUGUUUCCAUGGUCACAUACGAGUUGUUCAGUUUCUGCUGGAGAGUGGAGCUGACAUGAAUUUGGUGGCAGCAGUGAGUGAUCAAAAUGGCGGCAGUGAGAAGAAAGAGGAGCAGACGGCAUUAAUGUGGGCUUACGAGAGAGGCCAUGACUCAAUAGUGAUCUUGCUGAAGCAUCAUAAACGGCCGCAGGAUGAGUCUGCCUGUGGAGACUACUCGCAACCCGGCAGUGAGGGGUCGUACGUGUCUGUCCCUUCACCACUGGGCAAGCUCAGGAGUAUGACAAAAGAAAAAAUUGACGUGCUACAGCUGCGAGCAAAUCUCUCACAUCAGUUUCAGCUUCAGAUCACAGACAUUGAAUUACAGGACACUAUUGGAAGUGGGUCAUUCGGGAAAGUUUAUAAGGGAAAAUGUAAAGGAAAAACUGUGGCUGUUAAGAGGUAUCGCGCCACUUCAUUUGGUGCCAAGUCUGAUGUGGACAUGUUCUGUCGUGAGGUGGCUAUUCUUGCCCAGUUGAAGAAUAAUUACGUGAUAAGCUUUAUUGGUGCUUGUAUUGAUGAACCUAGUCAAUUUGCCAUUGUAACCCAGUAUAUCUCCGGAGGUUCCCUCUUUGGUUUACUUCACGAACAAAAAAGGUUGCUGGACAUCCAGUCGAAGCUGACGGUCAUCACGGAUGUAGCUAAAGGCAUGGACUACCUGCAUCACCUACCUCAGCCAAUCAUACACCGCGACCUCAACAGCCACAACAUUCUACUCGAUGAGAACGCACAUGCAGUUGUCGCAGACUUUGGAGAAUCCAGAUUUCUGAGAUCUGAAGAGGAUAAUAUGACGAAACAGCCAGGGAACCUGCGUUGGAUGGCUCCCGAGAUAUUUACUCAGUGUACGAAGUACAGUAUAAAGGCUGAUGUAUUCAGCUACUCACUGGUGUUGUGGGAGCUACUUUCUGGUGAGCUGCCUUUUGCUCACCUCAAACCAGCUGCUGCAGCUGCAGAGAUGGCCUAUCACAACACGCGACCUCCGAUCGCCAUCACAUUUCCAAAACCCAUCGUGGCCAUGUUACAGAAGUGCUGGCACACCAAUGCAGAGGAGAGGCCAGAUUUCCGUGAGAUCCUGCCCACCCUGGAGGAGUGUAAGCAGUCACAGACGGUCGCCAUGCUCAGUAACGUGGACUCCGGGUCGACGGUAUCCUACCCCAGCAUCCUGCCCAUGGUCACCGACCAGGAUUCAGACACAGAGGGAAGGUCCACUCCACCCUUGGCUGGUCACGUGUCGGCCCUGAGGAACCACUGGGAACAGGAAGCAUCACGGAACAGUCUGGCAUCUGGUGAUGACAUGAGACGAAGACUUCCAUUUCCACAUCUUGACAAAAAUGGUUACGUAUCUGAUCCUUUGAGCACACUGCGGAUUCCUAUCACACUGCCGACAGGAAUACCAUCCAGCCUGUCAGAGAGUCCACCCAACAUGAACUCCUGACACUAGUAGCUUCACUGUCCUGUUCUGAGUUCGAACUUAACAAUUUGUUUUCUAAGGCAAUUUUCGAAGGUUUUUGCCAGAGUCAAAAUGUUCAGCUAUGGCAAUUUUAAGCCCACCUACCACAAUUUUAUACCAGUAAUUUUUGCAACAAAUAAACAACACCUCCCACACAAAAAAAAAUCGCUUCAACUUAAAGCAAUAAUUUUUAUCAAGUAGCAAAAAACUGAUAUCAGUAAAGUCCCUGACCUAUUACAAUUCAUAUGUCAAUUGUUAAUUGCCAUCAGUACUGCCAUUAAGUUUGAGCCAUCAGUACUGCCAUUAAGUUCGAGCCCUCUAAUUAAAACUGCACUCAAAUCAAAAACGUCACAAACUAUGCAAUAUUUAUUGAUCUGCUGAAUAGAGAGGGUGUCAUCAUCGCCCUUUUUAGUCCUUUAAAAUUUAUUAUUAAAUGUAUGUAAAUGUAUAUAAUAUUAUAUAUAUUUUUAUUAGUUCAUGUGUAAAAUCUCAGUUAUUUUUUUAUACAAUUGAAAAGAUCUGAUAUAUGUAUAUAUGUAAAAAGUGCUUUAACAAGAAAACAAAACUAAACUAAAUUUAAGUCUUACCCGUUAGUAAUGAUAUUGUGGGUAUAAAUAUAUUUUGUGUGUUGAUUCUAGUCAACUGACAUUAGGGCAUUACAUACCUCGACAGAUUGGGAGAGUGAUUAAUUGCUCCACUAACUGAGAUAAAGGGAGAAAUUAAUAGAGAUUAUUAUACGAGCUUGUGUAAACUCGUGUCAGGAUUCAUGUAUUAUCCUUGCUAUCGCUCAGGCAAUACAAAAAUCCUAACACCAGUUUCGUAAAAUCAGUA